Messenger RNA from Alternaria alternata, 1187 nucleotides. RefSeq lists its product as hypothetical. The record is from RefSeq and is a predicted model, not a curated record. Lineage: Eukaryota; Fungi; Ascomycota; Dothideomycetes; Pleosporales; Pleosporaceae. The coding region runs from base 191 to 826 and encodes 211 amino acids. The transcript has 3 exons.
AGCUUCACCCGGAACACUGGUAAAUCUAAGAAGUUGCUUGUUCUGCGACUGCAUUGGAGAUGAGGGAAGACCGACAGCGGGCCAAACGUUCAUAAGAUGAGGGCAUUCCGCUCAGAAAACGGUAAUACAAUCAUCCCUCUUUAACAUCUUCACUAUCUUGCCAUCUACGAUCACCGAAAGUUCCAACAAUAUGCGUCAUUUCGUCAAUCUUACAACCCUUCUCUUUUGUGGCACUGCAUGUGCACAAUUUGCCUCUGGCGAUUUUUCCGGCAUACCAGUCAUGUGUCAGAAUGGGAAAGAACCUACCCUAAGCUGCUCGGAACCCAUCCAAGAAACGUGUGGAUGCGUCUGCCGUGAUGGAGCGACUUUUAAUCAGACGCGUCCCGGGUCCUUAGUUGAUGUGACUCUACCGCCGGUCUCACAACAGCUUCCGGGGAAACCAUGCAUGGCUGAAGUUUUCGUUCCCUGGAAGGAUAUCGACUUGCCUCAUACGAAGGAUUCCUACGAACCGUCGAACAUGUACGACGAGAUGGUUCAUGUGCCAGAAGAUAGCGUAUUUGUGGUCGCCGAUUCGUUGGGGAGGUGUCAGCACUUUGAGGUGUUUGUCGAUGGCGAAAAGGUAGGGGUUACGAAUGGAGACGGACCUCUUGAUAACUGGCCUUGUGGCGACCCCGAAACCUGCAUAGAGAAGAAUGGAGGAAGCCAUGGGUAUUUUACGCUUCAGAAAGGAUCACAUGCCAUUGGUCUCAGAUGGAUCGGUAUCACAGACGCGUGUAAACACAUCUCUACUGGACGUGGCUCGUACCAGAUCUACAAGAAAUGCUGAACGAUCCUAUGUAAACUUAACAUAGCCUGCCAGGCAGUCCAGGAAGUAAUCUGGUCCCAACACAAAAUUUUGGUGCCGAGAACCAAAUGUUGAUAUUGAGAUGAGGUUGGAAGAUUGUUGAUGUCUAUGGUUGGGAGCUGAGGUUGCAUUUGUCUAUGUUUAGCGCCCCAUAUUUAUGAUGCGCUACCUACACCAACUUUUAGUGCUUGUCAGUGCGAACAGAAAUCGGUACUCGUACAAUACAAAGCCUAAAACAAAGUUCCUGAGUCGAUGCGAAAGACUUCGCAUUCAGUCGAGAUUGAGGAAUCUGACCAUAAUAGCACCGUAGCACCGUGACGCAGGCGAGCUCCAGCGAAAGAAA